AUGCUCAAUGUCGACGACCUCGAAGCCAAAAACGCCGACUUGUCUGCGUGGCAGCCACCCCACGGCUCCGGGCUGUCCAACUUCAAGCCAUGGUUAUGGCUGUAUACAUGGACCAGGACGAGACGUCGGCCCAAGAGCCAGCAUCAGCUUCAAACCGCCUACCUUGACGGCUUGCGAGGCUUUGCCGCUCUCAUCGUGUAUUGGCACCACCACGUGCUGUGGGCUCACAAGGAAGAGACCGAGAUAUUCGAGAACGGAUUUGGCUACAAUAACCAGUACUACUUUGCAGCUCUGCCCGGCAUCCGGCUGUUCUUUUCUGGGGGGCACUUGGCUGUGUCUAUAUUCUUUGUCCUAUCCGGGUACGUCCUGGCUAUAAAGCCUUUGCGACUUAUCGAAAAGAAUGAUGCCUCUGCCUUGGCGGAACACCUUGGGUCGGCAAUAUUCAGGCGCUGGCUACGCCUGUUUCUUCCCGUUGCGGCCGUCACCUUGGUAUACACAGCCUCGUGGCAUUUCUUCGGCCUCUGGGUGGACGGUGCAAAGCCCCAUGAUGGCUGGUUGCACGAGAUAUGGGGCUUCUACUGCGAGUUCAAAAACUUCAGCUUCCCCUUCAAGGACGGCGGUGUGCCCUGGCUAUCCUAUAAUGUACACCUCUGGUCAAUCCCAGUUGAAUUCAAGGGAUCCAUGGUUGUCUUUGCAUCCCUUUUAGCCAUUUCACGAUGCUCUCUCAAUGCCCGCCUCUGGUGCCAGGUCUCCCUCAUCGUCUACUUUAUGUACAUUGCUGAUGGGUGGUAUUGCGCAAUGUUCGUUGCAGGCAUGCUGCUAAGCCAUCUAGAUCUGCUCGCCGAGGUAGACAAGGACGGCCUCCCGUGCUUUCUUACUCGAUUGGCCCCCUAUAGGAAGAUUAUCUGCCACCAUUUCCUCGCACUGGGCAUAUAUCUAGGUGGCGUCCCCAGCGCAAACCGCGAUUUGAAUCAGCUUGCCCAUACUCGCGGCUGGUACCUCCUUUCAUAUCUGAAGCCGCAAGCUGUCUUUGAUUACAAGUGGUUCUAUCUGUUCUGGGCCGCAGUUCUACUAAUCACUUCGGUUUCAAACAUUGGCUGGCUGAAGCGAUUUUUCGAAACCAAUGCCUGUCAGUACCUGGGGCGCGUGUCCUACGCGCUCUACUUGGUUCAUGGACCGGUGUUAUGGAUCUUUGGGGAUCGUCUAUAUACCGCCGUCGGCUUCAAAGGCCAGAGCCAAAUCGAACAUAUCCCUCAAUGGGUGGAUAGAUUUGAGUUGCCACAGACAGGGCCAUUUGGCCUUGAAUUUGCAUUCCUCUUGCCACACGUCGUCUUACUGCCGUUGACCUUGUGUAUGGCAGACUUUGUGACGCGGGUGGUUGAUAGGCCAAGCGUCCAAUUUGCAGCCUGGAUUUAUAGGAAGACACUGCCUGCCCAGGGCGUUGCAGGAAAGCACGCAAAUGCCUAG
Metarhizium album ARSEF 1941 is the source of this 1467-nucleotide messenger RNA. RefSeq names its product Acyltransferase 3. Gene Ontology annotation, cellular component: membrane. The record is from RefSeq and is a predicted model, not a curated record. Gene Ontology annotation, molecular function: acyltransferase activity, transferring groups other than amino-acyl groups. Bases 1 to 1467 code for a protein of 488 amino acids. Gene Ontology annotation, biological process: polysaccharide biosynthetic process. NCBI's taxonomy places the organism in Eukaryota, Fungi, Ascomycota, Sordariomycetes, Hypocreales, Clavicipitaceae. The transcript has a single exon.